AAUGACUUGGGAUAGUCUAUAAUGCCCCGCGGUUAUUCUUCUUCUAUAGGGUCAGCAUCAACAUACAGUCCAUUACUCAUAAACCCUUCAUCCCAACCAGAAUCUUCCUUCGUCCCACCACCGACUAACGGUCACAGGCUCAGCCUGCGAUACGCCUAUCCGCUCGUGCCGCUGGCCUCAUUGGAUGCGCUGUAUACCCUUCAUCACCAUAUCUCUACUUCUCAGGGCCUUCCAGGUGAUGUGUUGACAAUCGGUAUCGCCCGGGCCCUUGUACUCUUUGCAGUCGGGUGCACUCAACGCUGGCGCGCAAGGGGAGGCUGGGUAGGUGUGGUCAAGGCUGUCAGUAUCUUCAUGGCAAUAUGGGAGGCAUGCAGAAGGGUGUUAAGUCGGAAUUUGGAAAACGAUGGAAAUGAGGGAUUAGAGACCAAUCUCAUUUGGUUUCUUAUGGCGUUUGGAGGUCUGGGCAUCGUUGAAUAUCUCGUUUUUCUGCUCCUUCUCCGUUUGUCCCCGCCUCCUCUUCGCAUCAAUCCCCUCGCCCUUCGUCUUCCACGGUCCUAUACUCAGACAGACAUGCCGUUCGCCUUCCAUACCGAAAGUGCCAUCCUUACACCAGGGUCAUUAAGAGCUCAAAGACGAAUGCACGGUAGGAAUAUCAGUAACGUUAGUCGAACUACUGUGAGGAGUGACUGGUCGCGGAGCGAGAGAGGCGUGCAAGGAGAAAGGGAUGUAUUCCGUGUGAAUGACCAGUUCAUGGAGGAUGGAGAGGAUACGGAUGAGGAUGAAGGCGGAAGCGGCGAACCUGUUUACGAAUAUGAUGACUAUACUUCGGACGGACAUGACGGUUUCCCAGAAGGUGAUGAUGCCUCGUCAGUCUCUUCCUCCUCUAUCAUCGACCUCCCACCUCCUUUAUCCCCUGCAGCUCUAUCUGUGCCGACGUUCCCGGCCAGUCUCAGUAUAUCCUCUCGCCUUGGAGCCCUUGAUAGAUCUCCAGUCAUAGGGCCUCUAGUCCGGCGCACAAGAAGUGCAAGGUUUUUAGGGCGAAGCUGGGGUAGUUCUACAGGGAGAGAAGUUGAUGGGGAAGCAGAGCUCGGGCAAGCGGGCAGUAGUAUCGGACGAGAUUGGUGUACAAGAGAGAUGGAUGAAGGGUAUGGGACGUUUAAUGAUUGAUGACAUUGUAUCGAUUUUGUACAAGUAUCUUGGACUGUUGAUGGAAAAAAAAAACCAACAUGUAUAAUAUAUCGUCCUUGCGUAUAGGCGUGUUCUACGGAAUGAAUAUAGAAACAGUUUUAUACUUGUAUAAUGAAAGAGUCACG
Molecule: messenger RNA, 1313 nt
Organism: Cryptococcus deneoformans JEC21
Lineage: Eukaryota; Fungi; Basidiomycota; Tremellomycetes; Tremellales; Cryptococcaceae
Product: expressed protein
Exons: 3
Coding region: 22-1167 (381 amino acids)
Source: RefSeq, a predicted model, not a curated record